Messenger RNA from Pyrenophora tritici-repentis Pt-1C-BFP, 1110 nucleotides. RefSeq names its product DnaJ, DnaJ-class molecular chaperone with C-terminal Zn finger domain protein. Gene Ontology annotation, molecular function: protein-folding chaperone binding; misfolded protein binding. The record is from RefSeq and is a predicted model, not a curated record. Gene Ontology annotation, cellular component: endoplasmic reticulum. NCBI's taxonomy places the organism in Eukaryota, Fungi, Ascomycota, Dothideomycetes, Pleosporales, Pleosporaceae.
AUGGUGAAUUUAGCUAUUUCAUGGGACCUCAUAGGACCUUUCCUUGUGUGGCAGUAUCUAAUACCAUUUGCAGCAGGAUGGGCGCAAACAGUCCUCUACAGCAUCUUUAUUCGCGCCGGCGACCCCAAACCUCAGCCGGGCUCCCCACGAUUCAUCAAGCAUCGCCGGAAUAUUUUGGUUGCCGUUUAUGCGGCGUACUUCGCCUUCACCAUCUACGAGGUCGACUUCAACCUCCAGCACCGGAGUAACGCAUAUAACGACCUCGGCGUACCGAUCGAUGUUAGCCAGAGCGCUUUGAACACGCACUUCAGGAAGUUGACACUCCAAUACCACCCGGAUAAAAUUGGCAGGAAUGUGGAUAGGGAUACGGCGAACGACUACUACGUGCGCCUGAGGCAUGCCAAAGAUAUUAUCCUGGAUCCCGCGAAGCGCUCCGCGUACGAUCGCUUUGGCCCAUGGAUCUUAGAAAAUUGCCAGCGUUGCUCAACAAUCAGUGACUACACGAACCACGGGCUGCUUGCCGCGACGACUAAUUACGGCGUUCUCACCAUUUUCUUGUUUGGCGCAAACGCUCUGGGGUUCCUAACUGAUGGCGCGUAUUGGCGCUACCUCGGCAUUCUCGCUGUCGCAACUUUCGAAGUACGCACGGCUAUGCGUCCAGAUCACCCCGCGUUCCUAUACAAAUACUUGAACCCACUCGUCACAUCCACGAACCUCAGACUCGCAUAUCUCCCCUUCGAAAUCGUCCUCAUCGUUAAAAAGGCCGCCGUCUCUCUCGCCCAGUUUCUCACGCUUCUCAUGCCACUUUACCGCAUGGACGCGCACAAACCGGUUAAGCCCAUCGAUGAUAGCGACGAAACGCGACACAAGCAGCUUGAUCGUCUCGGUGGCCUCGUGGACGAAGUCAACAAAGAUGCGAAUAGGCUCUUGGAGCUGGAGAGCAUUCCGUACAGGGACAACGAAAGGGCAAAGACCGAGCUGAGAGAUGCGCUGAAAAAGUACAUGGUGCAGAAUGUGGUGCAUCAGGAGAGGGAGGUUAGAAAUGCUAUGGGACAAGUUAUGAUGAGGAAAAGAACGGGGGUGCCGCAUGGUGCGGUAGGUACAAAAUAG